AUGGCUGGAUACGCAUCUCGGUUGCAAUCACAAUCCGAGUUUCUGUUCAAAGAUGAGAAGGUAGCUGUGGACUUCCUCGAUUAUCGCGAACUGGACAAUCAUUUCGUAUUUCCUUUCGGUCUGAAGGAAGAAGCACAAGACUUUCACUUCAGUGGCUUGAAAGCAGAGUACCGGUUAGCGUCUUAUGACAGGGCGUGUGUGCUACCAGACCUAGGCCGCUCGGGCAGAGAUCUUCGCUUCAGCUAUAAUCUGAGAUCCGUGGAACCGACGCCAUCUCGAUCAACAGAACCUUGGUCCAUCCGCCAGUGCGCUGUAUACCAUACCUUCGACGUGGAAAAUGGGAAAAUGCUCUGGAUCAUCGUCAAGGCAAACAAAGAAAUCCAGAAGCGCGUGAGUGAAGUGUCCGACGAGUCAACACAAAGCGGCAACCCCCUCAAGUGUCGCAGCAAUGCGUUUGCGGCCGCCCUACAAACACAUCUGUUGUUGUGCAAUUGGUCCGGAGAGAACUGGCGGUGGUAUAUCAAUUAUCUCGAAGAUAAAUUGCAAGCUUUGACAAGAGGUGUGUCGGCCCUCGAGGUCGAGAGGAAGCCAUCCCCGCUGUCAUCGCCAAAGAUCACGAGCCCAAAAACCAGCGUAGGCCCGUUUGCCAGCUUGUCACGAUCUCACACAUUGCGUCCGAUUCUGACAGGACAAGCCUGGACACGGUCAAACACACUGCGAGAAAGUCCACAGACAUAUACACGCACCACUACGACUACCUUUGAUAACCAGCCUUGCAGUGUUUGGGCGUCAGCACAGAGAGCAAGCACUUCGCCCGAUGCGAAACGUUGGAAAUCGGCCGUGAAUGAUCUCCGUAGAUUGCUAACACGGCCCUUGCGAUCCAACACAGUCAACAGUAACUCAACUUUCGGAGACGAGAAGACGCUACUAGCAUCCCCCGAAACAACGGUAUCGCCAGAGCUACCCUCUGUGUCUUCCGAUGGAGGAGCAGACAAAGAUGACAAGUUCACUUUCAAGAACCUUCAAUCUAUACAGCAUAUUGAGGAGAAGGCACAAGAAGCCAUGCUUGUGCUCAAGCUGAACACUGAAGUUCUUGAGCAACUGAGAUUGCACUACGAUGAAGUUGCAGAGCAUGCCGAGUUUCCUCAAGAAUUGAAGGAUGGCUGCAAGGCUAAUCUUCAUCGGUUCAACAAGGGUAUAAUUGGAGUAGAGAAAGACAUGCACAUGCUGCAGUCAAGAACCGAGACGCUGCUGCACCUUCUGGCUAAUCGGAAGAACUUAAUGAGCGGUAUACUACAGCACCGAAGCUCUAAAGCCAGCGAGUUCUACGCUAAAGAGUCUCGAGAAUCCGCGGCCCGCAUGGAGAUAAUGACUGUGAAGAUGCAAGAUCUUGCCAUGAAGACGAAACAGGAAACUGUCUCUAUGAGGGUCAUCACCACCGUGACCCUCUUCUUUCUUCCAGCAACCUUCAUCGCCACGUUCAUGAGCACUGACAUUCUUAACUUCGAACAUGGUAAACAAGACCUGCAAAUGCAAGGUCUCCGACUAUAUCUCAUGAUUGCUCUUCCUGCGACAGCUUUGACCUUUGUCGCAUGGUACUUCAUAUAUUACUUCGCCAGAAGGGAAGCUCGGUCGAACGAUCAGUCCGAAGCAGUUGGGGAGGCCUGA
Alternaria ethzedia is the source of this 1668-nucleotide messenger RNA. RefSeq lists its product as uncharacterized. The transcript is spliced from 4 exons. The coding region runs from base 1 to 1668 and encodes 555 amino acids. NCBI's taxonomy places the organism in Eukaryota, Fungi, Ascomycota, Dothideomycetes, Pleosporales, Pleosporaceae. The record is from RefSeq and is a predicted model, not a curated record.